Messenger RNA from Ectocarpus sp. CCAP 1310/34, 235 nucleotides. NCBI's taxonomy places the organism in Eukaryota, Phaeophyceae, Ectocarpales, Ectocarpaceae. The record is from the annotation of a GenBank genome assembly.
UCUAAAUAACACGCACACAUAUAACGAGAAAAAGGUAUCCAAGAAGAGCCCGAAGAGGUACACCUAAAAAUCCCUGCAGCACCGUAUGCGUGCCCAAAAACUGAACUGCACGUCCGUCCCACCGUUCGACUACAGUAGCAUCACCCCCUCCCUGUCCCACUCUAUACCAAAACGGAAGAUUGCCGACUACAGCAUGCUGCUGUCUGAAGUGCUGUCUGUACAAAAACACCCUNAG